AUGGAACAGCAGCAGCAGGUAGGUGGAAAUGGAGGAAAUGGAGGAAAUGAAGAGCAAGGUGGAGGCGGUAAAACGACGAGCUUCGUGUGCAGACAGAGCAGUACGAGGUGGACACCGACAAGCGACCAGAUCAGAAUCUUGAAGGAUCUUUAUUACAACAGCGGGGUCAGGUCUCCCACAGCCGAGCAGAUUCAGCGAAUCUCCGCCAAGCUGAGGCAGUACGGCAAGAUCGAGGGCAAAAACGUCUUUUACUGGUUCCAGAAUCACAAGGCCCGCGAGCGUCAGAAGAAGCGCUUCACCUCCGAUCAUCAUCAUCAUCUUCCCAUUUACUCCAACUUCCCUAACAAUAUCAACCCUGGGUCUUCCUCUGCUGCUGGCUUGCUCAAUGGCUAUGGAUCUGUGGCCAUGGAGAAUAGCUUUAGAGAAUGCUCCAUAACACCAAAUGCAAAUGUGGGAGGGCAGAAUUUGGCAUGGUUUGGGGUUGAUCCCUAUCCUUCGCCCUACCCUUUUCUUGAAAUGUCAAGAAGCAUCAACGACCAAACCCUACUUCAAACCACGGAGGAGGAGGCCUCGGAGAUCGAGACCCUCCCCCUCUUCCCAAUGCACGGCGACGCCAAGCAAGACUGGCACCACCGCGGCGAAGAUGCCAUCGCCGCCGGUUCGUUGGAGCUCAGCCUCAACCCCUACGCCGCCGGAUUCCGUCACUAA
Messenger RNA from Salvia hispanica, 708 nucleotides. Its product is annotated as protein WUSCHEL-like. Gene Ontology annotation, biological process: plant organ development. NCBI's taxonomy places the organism in Eukaryota, Viridiplantae, Streptophyta, Magnoliopsida, Lamiales, Lamiaceae. The record is from RefSeq and is a predicted model, not a curated record. Gene Ontology annotation, molecular function: DNA-binding transcription factor activity; DNA binding.